UCUAUCUUCUUCUGAAAGAAAACACACACCCAUACAAACUCACUGCUCCGGUGCUCUCACAGCUCCUUCCUUUUUUGCUGGUCGUGCCCCUCGAUCUCUCUCAAUGGCAGUUAUUCCAAGAGCAAUUCCAGUUUUUAUGCUUCUGUUACUCUUCAGCUUCUCUGAAGCCAGAGAGAUCGUGGUUGGAGGCAGUGCGGAUGCAUGGAAGACCCCGUCCUCUCAAUCUGAAUCCCUCAAUAAAUGGGCCGAAAGUUUUCGUUUCCGCGUCGGUGACUCUCUCGUGUGGAAAUAUGACGGCGGGAAAGACUCGGUAUUGCAAGUUAACAAGGAAGAUUAUCUUAGCUGCAAUACUUCUAAACCCAUUGAAGAGUACAAAGAUGGGAACACUAAGGUAAUGCUUGACCGAUCUGGGCCAUUCUACUUCAUCAGCGGGGCGAACGGACACUGCGAGAAGGGUCAGAAGUUGGUUGUGGUGGUCCUUUCUCCAAGACACAGGUACACUGGCAUUUCUCCAGCGCCUUCUCCAGUAGAGUUAGAGGGUCCAGCUGUUGCUCCGACUAGCAGUGCUACAAGGUUGCAGGGUGGUUUGAUGGUUGCACUGUGGGUUUUUGCUUUCGGUUUGUUUUGAUGCGACUCCAAAAGAAGAAAAGGGCCCAGGGUGAUUCAUUUGAUUACCGGCGUUUGAAUUUAUCUUUUGCGGGGGAUUCUUUAUAUUUUUUAAUCUAUACGGUGGAUUGGAUAUUGAUGAUAUAUGUAUUCCAAAUUCUGAUUAUAAAACAAUAAAUUUGCAUUUGUUAUACGAUCAA
This is a messenger RNA of Carya illinoinensis, 806 nucleotides long. RefSeq names its product early nodulin-like protein 1. Bases 104 to 628 code for a protein of 174 amino acids. NCBI's taxonomy places the organism in Eukaryota, Viridiplantae, Streptophyta, Magnoliopsida, Fagales, Juglandaceae. The transcript is spliced from 2 exons. Gene Ontology annotation, molecular function: electron transfer activity. The record is from RefSeq and is a predicted model, not a curated record. Gene Ontology annotation, cellular component: plasma membrane.